Molecule: messenger RNA, 1144 nt
Organism: Mugil cephalus (flathead mullet)
Lineage: Eukaryota; Metazoa; Chordata; Actinopteri; Mugiliformes; Mugilidae
Gene: psmg2
Product: proteasome (prosome, macropain) assembly chaperone 2
Exons: 7
Coding region: 170-958 (262 amino acids)
Biological process (GO): proteasome assembly
Cellular component (GO): nucleus; cytosol
Source: RefSeq, a predicted model, not a curated record
UCGACGCAGAGAACCGAAGGCGACGGAGGACCACAGCACCAGGCUGGAAAAAUAGAAGUGAAAGCUAGCGGGAGGUUUUAAUUCUGAGUAACUUACUUAGGUUUUGUUUAUUUUAAUUUCAUUACUCUACAUCUGUUAAGUUUUGCUAGCUGCUAGCUUAAACGGCACCAUGUUUAUCUCAUCACAAAACUCACCGCCUUCCUUCAAAGAUUUCACCCUCGUCAUGCCCGCUGUUGCUGUCGGUAACGUGGGUCAGCUGGCGGUGGACCUCGUCAUUUCCACACUCAACAUGAGCAGAGUGGGCCACCUGCACACAGACUGUCUCAUCCCGAUGGCCGGGAACAACCCGUACGCCACCUGCAAAGAAGACGCUGAGGAGCUGCACACUCCUGCAGAAGUUUACACAGCAGCAGAACUGAAGUUGGCGGUUCUUCAGAUCAGAGCUCCGAUUGUUCAGACAAAGUCCAAAAGGUUCCGUCAGCUGCUCGUGUCUUGGAUCAAAAGCAGCGGGUUCGCCAGGACUGUCGUCCUUUCCAGCAGCCACGCCUACCAGAGGGACGACCAGCAGCUGCAGGGCACCCCUCUGAGGUACCUGGUCACGCCGUCUCUGCUGAAGGUGAGUGCGGACGCCCUGAAGGAGCUCGGCUGGAGGGAGAUGGAGCGCGUGCCCGCCUUCCCCGGACUGACGGACGCCGACGCGGAACCGCGACUCUGCGUCCCCGGAGGAGGCAUCACCAAAGGACUUUACGCAGACAGUUGUGCCGAAGACAUCCCGCUGGCCGUGUUGCUCCUCUUCUGCUCGGAGGGUGACAACAUCCCAGACGCGUUCACGCUCGUCAACCACCUCAACGACUGGCUCCAUCUGCUGGGCAGUCAUAGCCAAGAGUCGAGCAAAUGGAAGAUGCCCUCCUCCUGGAGCCUCUUGUUCGGCAGCGGCAUCCCUCCUGCGCUGUUCUAAUACAUCUCCAUCUUGGUUUUUGGCUAUUUUUAGCCUAUAAUUAUCUAGUGAAGAAUGCAACAAUUGUUUAUUUCACAUCUGUGCUGGUCAGACCACAGUGGACCCUUGAGACUGCUGCUUCACAAUAAGCUGCCACAUUUCGUUUUCCUGGUCUUGGUUCGUAAAAUAAAUAAAACGUCUAGGAGA